CUGCGGGACUACGCCGUCGCGCCCCUCUCCGAGGAAUUCGCGUUUCGCGCGUGCGUCGCCACCUCGUUAGCGUGGAGCGGUUCGUGCACAGUCGCGUCCGUGGUGUUCCUAUCGCCGAUGUGCUUCGGCGCCGCGCACCUGCACCACUUCAGGGAGCUACGACGAAGGGGUUUAGGGUUAGUUGGGGCGCUGGCGGCCAUCGGGGCGCAGUUCGCGUACACCACCGCGUUUGGAUGGUUCGCGACGUUUACGUUUCUUCGAACCGGGCACCUGUGCGGGCCGGUGUUCGCGCACUCGUUCUGCAACGUGAUGGGUUUGCCGGACUUGAGGGGCGCGUUAAGGCAUCGGCGGCGAAGCGUGAUUUGCGGCGCGUACGUCGUGGGAAUCGCCGCGUUCAUCGCGGGUCUGUGGCCGGCGACGGACCCUCGACUGCAC
Molecule: messenger RNA, 435 nt
Organism: Micromonas commoda
Lineage: Eukaryota; Viridiplantae; Chlorophyta; Mamiellophyceae; Mamiellales; Mamiellaceae
Exons: 1
Biological process (GO): CAAX-box protein processing
Cellular component (GO): endoplasmic reticulum membrane
Molecular function (GO): metalloendopeptidase activity
Source: RefSeq, a predicted model, not a curated record